Messenger RNA from Bipolaris sorokiniana ND90Pr, 2414 nucleotides. RefSeq lists its product as uncharacterized. NCBI's taxonomy places the organism in Eukaryota, Fungi, Ascomycota, Dothideomycetes, Pleosporales, Pleosporaceae. Bases 170 to 2041 code for a protein of 623 amino acids. The record is from RefSeq and is a predicted model, not a curated record. The transcript has 4 exons.
CAAAUCAGCCAGUCAGCCUUGGAUAGUACUGCGCCGCAACAACCUCGAAAAGAUGUCUCUUGUAAACACCCGCUCUAGGGAUGCAAGGCACAUCCUUUACACCACAAUCACGAACAUUGGAAAAGAUAUACCCCACAGCUCUUGGUCGUUAAGCCGCUAAUUGUGCAUCAUGGCUCCGACAUCAAAACAGUCUAACGUCGCUACAAGUCAACGCCUAUUUCGAGAGAACCAUGUAAAGAAGCAGGCAACGCGUCGACGAGGCCAACGCGAUGGACCGCUCCGACCCCAACUGCGAUUCCUCACCGCGACCGAUCCGUCGCAUUUCAGAAAUGACGAGACGAGACGCAGCGUGCGUUCUCACGCAAUGUCAUAUCACCGGAACAAACCACGAAAAGAGGCUAGGCUACCUCAAGAAUGCUCCGAGGUACCAGCUACAAAGGAGUCUACUGCCUUAAAAGAACACAUCCUGCAGAAUGGUCGCAAUCAUGGAGAUGCACCAGGGGAACUAGAAGAUUGCUUGCAGCAGCAGCAGAUAAAUGAAACGAACCCAAUUACGCGUCGGCAUGCUCACGACAGCAUCACACUUGAACGCAUGUCACGAUCUAAUCGACAGCUGUCUGCUACACGCGCCCUGCUGACGCUGACUAGCCCCAAGGCCAAUCCAGACGACUGUGACUAUGUGGAGAGUCAAGAAGAGCGCAUCCUACGUCUAUUCACAACCCAAGUAACUACAUUAUGCCAGAUUGGAGAUGGUGUGGAUCCUUUUAGGGUCCUACCAAACUUCAAACAUCCGGAGGUCAACUCGCUCUUCCUCAAGCGACAUUGUAUCCGGACAUUUGCAAGUGAUUCGUUCCACGUCAAAUGGCUCCCUGUCAUGCUUUCUGAUCGCGAAGUCAUGCUCAGUUCUGCAAUCCUAGCUUCCGUUUGGCUAGACAUGCACUCGGAGAUUCCAGGCGAAAGCAAACAAACCGCCUUACUUAAGGACGAGAUUAUCGGUAUGGUUAAUCAGCGGCUACAACAGAAAAGCACUCGUUCGUCAGAUUCAACGAUCAUGAUAGUACUUCACUUACUCAUGGGUGAGAUAUCUGGCUCCAAUGAGAAGGCGCUUCGUGUACACGAGCGGGGUAUUGCAUAUUUACUUCAGCAUCGUGGUGGGCUACAGUGUUUGGGCAACGAAAUCUUGGCAGAGACAUGCACUGCGGUCUGCUAUCACGGUGACUUGAUCUGCGAAGCCGAGCCUCUACCUGAUCUCGCCAUUGAUCUACCAGUCGUAAAUCCAGCGGCUAUUGACGGUGAAAUACCCGAGUCGCCUAUGUUUUGCCCUAGAACAGACUUUACGACGAUUGCUAGCGACUCGCAUUGUUCAGCUUCGACGCGUGACUUACUUCGAGACAUGCGGGACUUAACCGAUCUCUUCAUUUCUCAAGAAGCCGCAUCUGAGACUGUUCGCGAUAAUUGCAAGAUAGACAUGGCCUAUUGGGAACAGCGCGACGCUGAGUACCGUAGUAGAGUCACUGUAAUACGCAAACGCUUGACUAGACUCCCCUCAGCACAUGUUCCAGAUCUCCCCACUUCCAAUGACUGGAUUUUCGAGGCCUGCCGUAUUACCGCACUCAUCUAUACCGCUUCCAUCAUAUUACAUCUACCUUUCUCUACUGCUGCUGACCCAUGCCGAAACCCGCUAGUGGCAGAGUCGGAAGCGUUCAACUGUCUGGGGUCCGACGCGAGCCAUGUCAAUACCCACUUGAGCGAAGUGUUGUUCAAAGCACUGCGUCGUACUGCUGUUGCAGAUGUGUGGGAAAAGAUGUCUGGUGUUUUGUAUUGGGUAAGUACCGUUGGCGCUGCAGCAGCUCGUUCGUCUGCUGGAGAUGAUGUUGAUGCCAAAUGGGUCCGACGGCAUCUCGUGAUUUACUCAACGCGCACAAUGGUCAAGCUGGUCUUUGAUCAUGCAAAGCCCAUCGUGUUGUCGCAGAAGAAGCUUCUCAAGAUACAGCAGCUCAUCAGCAGACCCGAUGGUCGUGACGUGGAAAGCGUCACUUAAAUCUCACCGCCAGUCAAGAGGCUGAGAUAAGGUCGGUAUACUUGACUUUCCAAUGGCGUUCAUGUCCUUUCAACACGAGGCAGACUGACUGGUGCACAAGUGCCAGGAUGCCAGUCAGCACGGGGACAAUUAUAGCGCUUAUUUUCUGGUCAAGGCAUGCGGUCUUUGUAAUGAUGUGCUCGAACAUUGAUAAUCUCAUAAAAGAAAUAAGGCUGUAUGAUUGGCUAUAUGAGGUCGCAGUUGUUGACCGAUAUGACGUUAUCUUGUACGUCUGUACAUGAGCUACUUCUAUUACCGAGCGAAUUUUCCACGUGGUAGCAUAUCGUCAACCCAUAUUGCCCGUACUGUAGAAUCGAGACAUUCAUUACAAGCG